AUGGCCUGGAUCUUCGGUGGAAGAAGACAAAGUGACGGGCAGAGAAAUCAGCCGAACCCUCCUGUUGCCGUCAACAACACGGCCAACUAUCGCCCUCCUCCUCCUCCAUACCGGCCCCCCGUCGCUCAACCUCAACCCCCUGCCAUCCAGGCGGCGCAUGCGCAUGUAGCGGUGAAUCAGCCGGACGCUGCGCGGGCAGCCAACGCGAUGAACCGACCAGGGGGCACGACGAGGAGGCUCAAGUAUCCUGCGCUCGACCGGAUCGAGAUCGUGCCGGCUGCCUCCUCCUCCCAGCGCCGCCAAGAGCUGCAGGUGCUGGUGGAGCAGCUCAAGGUGAUCGAUGCGGACGUGCUGGUAUUGUCCUCGGCAGCCCCCAAGCUUGACCUGAGGAUCGAGAGCUCCAUCCUGUCCGAGGCAGAGGAGAGUGUGAUCAACAGGUCCAGAGACCUCGACGCGGAGCGAGAGAGGCAGCAGAAGCUGGUGAAGGAGCACCUGCGACGAGUUGAAGAGCAGCGGAGGGAGGAGCAGCACAAGGAGGAGCAGAGGAGGGAGCAAGCGAAGAGAGAACAGGAGCAGCUUGAACGAGACAACAUUCAACCUACAUUUCCCGUCAAAGAAUCUCUGAGUGAUAGGGAGGAAGAUCAAGUCCCCAUCUUUGACUUCACUAUUGCUGCAGGCCCACAGGCGACUUUACCGGCAGACUCAGUAGCCCUACAGACUUCACACGCGUCGCAAGCUGCUGAGGGAGUGCGGGGAGGCGGCACUCCUCCUCCUCCUCCUCCUCCUCCUCUUGUACCACCUGAGGGCUCCCCUGCCAUGAAGGCGAUGUUCAUCCAAGAGCUUACCGACCGCGGUCACGCUGUGAAGGAUGUUGAACUUGUGCUGGAGAUGCUGGGGGGGGACGUGGAGAAGGCGCAAAAGGCGCUGGAGGAGAUGAACAAGCUGAGGCAUGAAGGAUGGGAACGCGAUCGAUCCGAAUGGGCUGCUUGGCUUCUCAACAAGUUCCUGUAG
This is a messenger RNA of Guillardia theta CCMP2712, 1011 nucleotides long. RefSeq lists its product as hypothetical. The transcript has 6 exons. Bases 1 to 1011 code for a protein of 336 amino acids. NCBI's taxonomy places the organism in Eukaryota, Cryptophyceae, Pyrenomonadales, Geminigeraceae. The record is from RefSeq and is a predicted model, not a curated record.